AUGAUGUUAUGCCUUUUGUCUGCGCUGGCGCACCUUCACCGACUUGGUGUUGUGCAUCGGGACGUCAAGGCAGAGAACAUCCUGCUGGACAGGAGCAAGGCAGUGCUCUCCGAUUUGGGCAUCGCCGCGUUCUUGAAGGACGAGCAGGCCAUGCAGAAGCGCGUGGGCUCCCCGGGCUAUGCGCCGCCGGAGGUGGUCACUGACCUGCCCUAUGACGAGAAGGUGGACUUGUUCGGCGCAGGGGCGGUACUGUACUUUGCGCUGAGCAAUACCUUGCCUUUUCCGGGCAAGACGCUGAAGAAGGUGCUAGAGGCCACUGCGCGUUGCAAGGUGCGCUUCGACGCGGGGCUCUUCGGGGACUUCUCCGGCAGCAUCAUGCAGCUGCUGAAGACGCUGCUGCAGAAGGACCCCACGAGGCCUUCAUAG
Messenger RNA from Effrenium voratum, 426 nucleotides. NCBI's taxonomy places the organism in Eukaryota, Dinophyceae, Suessiales, Symbiodiniaceae. The record is from the annotation of a GenBank genome assembly.